This is a messenger RNA of Tetranychus urticae (two-spotted spider mite), 5395 nucleotides long. NCBI's taxonomy places the organism in Eukaryota, Metazoa, Arthropoda, Arachnida, Trombidiformes, Tetranychidae. The record is from RefSeq and is a predicted model, not a curated record.
UUUGUUUUCAAAUUGAAAAUCUAUUCAGUUAAAUAAUUGCUUAUUGUUAUUAGUUAAAAUGUUUUAAUGUUGAGUUUAUUUAUUUUUUUCUGCCAAUUAACCUUGAUUUGACUAUUAUACUUCUGUCCACGUUGUGUCCUUAAAUAUGUCUCUGGUGACAGCAAAUACUCUUGAAAAUUUGAAUUUCAAAUUUGUUGAGCUUCGCAAGUUAUCUAUCGCUAAAAAGCUAGAUACAAAUGUUAUUAAUAAUGUUGCCAUCUCCCACAAUCAUCAAGUCAUCUUUGCUGCUUACGAAAACGCUUUCAAAGUCAUCAAAAUCUCAACUUUACUGGACUUUGAGUGGUCGAAAAACGUAGUCAAUCAAAUUGUUGAUUCUUACCCAUCAAUUGAAAUAAGACUAUCUUUCAAACCUUUUUUGCUCUCUGUGAGUGGAGGGUCAAAUAACCUAUUGCUUGUUCUCGGUCAAAAUUCUUCAAAUAAUCUUUCGGGUGACAUUUACUAUAUUCCGAAUCUUCUUGCUAAUGACCCUAAUCCUAUAAAUAGAAUUGCAUUUCCUUCAAGCAUUUCUUCUAACGUUCAUAUAAAAUCCGUUGCAUGGCACCCUGAAUUCUCUGAAACUUUAUUUGCUGCUGCUUUAAGUGAUGGAGCGCUUGUUACGAUUGGCAUCGAUAACCAAACCAAAGGCAUUCAAAUUCUCUCGCACUAUACAGAUUCCUUCAAAUUCACAUGUGUUAGCUGGAGUCCUAAAGGAAAACAGCUUGUUGUAGGAGGAGACAACGGACAACUGACUCAAUUUAAGCAUCAAAAUGGUAAAAACUUUCAAAAGGCCAAGAUCAUCCCACCACCGAAGGAGCUACCGAAUCAUAAAAUCAUAAACGUUAAUUGGGUCCACAGUGCUUUAUUUCAAGUAGCUUUCAUUCAUAAUAGUUCGACUAGUAAUCCAGAUACACGUGUAGUUUUUAUACAUGCUCCUCCAAAAGCCACUAUCGAGUAUUAUGAUUUUGGAUCAGUAUGUAUGGAGACAAGCCAAUAUGGUGGACCGGAUAAAAUUCAAUUCUGUUUUUCUCAAAUUGGAAAUAUUCUAUUAUGCCUUUCAUCUAUUUCCUCUGAAGUUGCUUUAAUUGGUUGUGAUGCUGGAGAAAUCAACCCUAUCCCGAAUCAAUGGAGUCAAUGGAUUCUUGAUGAUACUUCAAGAAUUGAGUUACAACCAGACGCGAAUAAUGUAGAAUCUUCACCUUGUGGUAUAUCUUGGUUCAAAGGUCCCACUAAAAUUUUCAAAGUAAACGAAAGUGUUAGUUUUGGCGGUCCUGGUUGGCCCUUAGUUGUAAUUUUAUCUUCAGCUGGUGUCCUUUGUCCAUACUAUGCAUAUCAUAAUCAAGGGAAAUUGAUUAUACCUGAUUUCACUGUUUCUCAACCGUUGCCCAUAACUCUUCCUCCCCCUGCACGCAUAUCUAGUUCAGAGGUUCAGUUAUCAGGACAACAGUCUGCGCCACAAAUUCCUAUUUCAAAAAGUAGUGCUCAGCCCUUUCAAAUUCAGCCAUCUCAAGCAGCUGAUGCUUCUUUCACUUUUUCUCUUUCAAAAUCUGCUCAGCCUAAGCCUCAAACAACUUUAUCUGUUUCUGCAACAAUUCAAGCUCCUGGUCAACCACAACAACAACCCCAGUCUGUACCACCGAAUAGCUCUCAGCCACCCAAACCUACUCAACAACAGCUUCAGCAACAGCAAACUCAACAGUUUCAACUAUCUCAGCAACAAAUUCAACAACCUCAAAAUUUCCAACCUCAAGCUCCUCAGCAACAAGUCUCUUCUAAACCAGCCAUUAGCGAGGAAGAAUUAAGAAAAAAGGAGCAAGAGGUACUAGAAGAAACUUUUAGCGUUGCAAUUCAAGAGGAAAUCAACGAGUUCACGAAAACAUUUCAAAAUGCAAAAAAUAAUUUCUCCAAAGCACUGAAACUGCAAAUUGGUAAACCUGAUGAACUUUCCGUGCUACAAUCGGAAACAUCCAACUUAACUGAGUUGCUGAAAACUUCUUCUGAUACCCUCAAAAGUCUCGAUUUGAGUAUGUUGAAUGGUUAUCUUUUGGAAACAUGGGCUAUGGUUCAAGAGGCGACAACUCGCUUAGAAAAAGAAUCUGAUCCUGUUUACACCAUGUUAGCCAAUCGCAGAUCCUUAGAUCCCAUAACAGCUCGAAAAAUGAGAGAAAUAAAAAAGAUUGCACAUGAUAUUGAACUUCAAUUGGAAGAUUUCAAUAACAUGUUGGAUCGAGAAUGGGACGAAUAUACCGCUAAAAUGAGCUCAAAGAAGCCUGGUAAAACGUUGUCUUCUAUUGAUAUGAUUUACCAUACAUUAUCAACUCAUCAUAAAACUAUCGAAAUAUUGAAAAAAAAUCUUGCUAAAUAUGACAAAUUUACAAAAUCGAUUGAAUUUGAAGACGAUAGUGUUGUAUCGCCAAGACGUAAAGAAAUCCAAGAGAUUAUAAAUUCAUUGAGAAAUACUUCGCUUCAAGAAGAUAACAGCAUGAAUGAAAGUUGUCAACUUAAAUCAUUUAUCAAGGUUCCCAAUGUUACAAAAGAGAAAAAAGAAAGGCUAUUGGAGUUUUUCGAGCAAAGAAAUACAGUUCCAAGCAGGCGAGCUAUUUUACCUGUUGAUUUGAAAUCUUCUAAAAUGGUAUCUGCUGUUGUCAAAGCAAAAGAACGUUUGAAAGAAAUAAGAGCUAAAGCAGUCGAGAAAGCAGCCAGUCCCGUUAAACAAUCUUUUUCACCAGUUCUCAAUUUAACUUCAUCCAAACCUGAGGAUCUCAAUACAACUUUACAAACAACUCAAACUACACCAGUGAAACCUUCAGAGAAAGGUGAUAGAAUCGAGGAUAAAUCACUGUUUUAUACAACUGCAAUAGGAGAUAUGUCGAUUGCCGAUACUUCAAAGUACCAAUCUCCAUCUAAAACAUUCAGCUUUUUAUCUCCAAUUAGUACUAAAAGUGAUCCAAGACUGCCACAGAAAUCACAACCUCUCUCUGAAAAUUCUUUGUUUAAAGAACCUGAACCUGCAGAUAAAUCUACACCUUUCGUUGGUAAAUCAAAUACAAAAACUGACACCAAAGAGGAUGCCAAUCUAUCUUUUUCUUUCUCUUCAACAACAUUAACAAAUAUAGCUUCACCUACUCUAUCUUCCUCUACUUUCCUGUUUAGUUCAUCUAAACCAAUGGGAUCAGAAAAAGCAUUUGCUUCAACUUUUGCAACUGCCACCAAAGAUAUCGCACCUAUUGUAGAGCCUAGCAAAGAAACACUGUCAACUGCUAAGGAAAAUGUUCAGGUUAAAAACGAACCUAAAGAAACAAAACCUUUCAGCUUUAGUUUGAGCAGCACACCAAGUAGUACAACUACUACUAGAACUGAAGCACAGUCAGCACCGAAACCGCAACCUCUCCCCGACAUUGCCACAUUCAAAAGUACUAAAGAGCCUGAGUCAGCUGAUGUCUCUUCUACCAGUAAAACAGACACAAAAGCUGAAGUUAAAGAAAAUACCAAUCUUUCCUUUUCUACUACGAACUUAGCUUCCCCGACCCUAUCUUCUACCUUUUUGUUUGGUACAAAUAAGCCACAAGGACCAGAAAAAUCAUUUGCGUCGAGCUUUACAACUGCUACUAAAGAUAUUUCCAUAAUUGAAGAGCCAAAAAAGGAGCUACCAUCGUCUAUUAAGGAAAAUGUUCAAAGUAAAAAUGAAUCCCAAGACUCAAAACCUUUCACUUUCAGUUUAGAUAAUACUUUUGGUACUAUUACUCCUAAAACUGAAACCAACCAACAAAACUUGACACCGAAACCACAAGCUCCGCCUGAAAACACUCCGUUAAAAGAAUCUGAACCAGCUGAUAAAUCAACGUCUUUUAUUGCUAAAACAGAAGUAAAAUCCGAUGUUAAAGAGGAUAUCAGUUCAACAACUCCGUCUUUCCCUCCCUCUUCAACAGCAUCAACAAACAUAGCCUCGUCCACUGUUUCUUCCACUUUUCUAUUUAGUACUCAAACCACUGCUUCAUCACCCUCUGGUUUCAAUUUCAAUGCUGCUUUAGCAAAUUUAGGUGGACAACCAAGUCAAGAUACUCCUACUAAAAACCCUUUUGGAUCACCAGCUACAAGUUUAGCUCCCCAACCUGGCUUAUUUGCGGCUAAAACAGCAGUUCAAACAUCAACCUUUGGUACACCACCUUCAUUGUCAAGCUCUUUUACUUCUCAAACUACUGCUGUUGCUCAAACUGGAUUUAGUAUUUUCGGGAACCAAGGGCAACCACGUUUUGGAGCUCAACCAACUUUCGGAGGUGCCCCUGCAUUCGGAACUCAACCAACAUUUGGUGGAUCACCGACUUUUGGUAAUACUAUGCCAUUUGGUAAAACAAUGUCUGGUACUAGUUUAGGAUUUGGUCAAAGCUCUGCUCCACCUGUGACAAAACCAGCAGAAGCAGCAUCGCCAUUUGCAGGCUUCGCAAAUGCAAACACCCCUUCCUUUGGCGCUUUAGCUUCCCAACAAACGCCAAGCUUUGGACAAUUGGCUUCUACAACACAACCAGUACCAGCACAACAGCAGCAACCAGCAACUGGUUCACUUUUCGGCGGAUUUUCGCAAACAUCUGCUCCAUCCAUGGCAAAACCGGCAGAGGCAGCAUCGCCCUUUUCUAGCUUCUCAAGCGCUCCUUCCUUUGGUGCAUUAGCUUCUCAACAAGCGCCAAGCUUCGGACAAUUGGCUUCUACAGCUCAACCCGUACCAGCACAACAACAACAACAACAACAAAAACCUGCAACUGGUUCACUUUUUGGAGGAUUCGGUCAGGCCAAUGUCUCUUCAUCUUCAUCUAUCUUCGGUAAUACUUUCCCUUCAGCUCCUGUUUUUGGAUCGCCACAAUUUUCUCAACGACGUCAAUAAAAACCUGAUGUUCUAAUUUCAAGCUCAACAUAAUCAUUAAUUUGAUUUUCAUAAUUUACUUUAAUCUUGCUGGAUAAGCGCCAGUUAGAUAAAUAACUCGAGGUGAUGUCUAUAUUACACGCAGUCUAACGUGUCUUAUAUCAAACCAAUUUUGAAAAUGGAGUAAACUUGAUCACUACUCGUGUACGUCUAAACAAUCGAUCACCUCAAUUAUUAAUAAUUUAGGAUUCAAAAAAGCUUUGUCGCUAUAUUGGCUAUCCAAUGUUGUCGAUUGAACCAUUAUGAAGCAUUGAAAGUGGAUUGUAUUAUCAAUUUCAUAUCUUUUUUAAUCACAAACAUAGUUUACUAACUAUUUUUCACAUGAAAUUCUUUCAAUUACUGAUUUGUGAAAACAAAUCAAAGUCAUCUAAUACAAUGUAUUUACUCAAUUUAAAAAAAAAUUUUUACAGAUUCAAAUUAAAGAAAAAUUUAAGUAUUUGA